AUGUUACUCGCACAAAACGACGACGUGGCCCUGCCGAAGCUUUCUUUCGGCAUGCUGAACCUGAUUUUCGGCCGGAGUAAGUCGGUGACGAUAAACGAAGCCGACCCAUCGUACAAAUGCAUCUACCUAGGAAACGUGAUCACGCCUUGGGCGAAAAACAUCGAAUCCGCCGCCAAUACUCUCUGGAACAACCACGUCCGACGGCAGGUUAGCACUCAGAUGAAAGUCAGCCUGACUCGACAGGGAAUCAAAGCCUGGACCGAGCAACACGGACUCACUGAGUACUGGGCGUCACGCAUAACCUUCUGUGCCGUGUCACCGCAACAGCCAAGCAUGUUCUGUUGGGUGUACCGACACGAAACCACCCGGAACCUCAAGCAAGAACUCCGCUGUCACGCCGUUCUCUGCUCGAAAGCCUCGCAGAUGGAGGACCAAUUGCAGCAGAGACUGUGCGAGGCUCUGCAAGAGUUCCGUCGGGAGAAAAUCGCCGCGCAGAGAGCUCGUCUAUUGACCGGUCACACGAACGCACGCAGGCAGAUGCUGUCUACGGGAACGUCGAAUUACCGGAGACCACGCGUCCUCAAACUGGAUUCGAUCGAAGAAACGAUCGAAGCCACACCAGAAGACGACAACGACAACGUUUCCCAGGAAAGUGGCUACGCCUCGGUGAGCAUCUGA
Galendromus occidentalis (western predatory mite) is the source of this 678-nucleotide messenger RNA. RefSeq names its product protein FAM43A. Bases 1 to 678 code for a protein of 225 amino acids. The transcript has a single exon. The record is from RefSeq and is a predicted model, not a curated record. NCBI's taxonomy places the organism in Eukaryota, Metazoa, Arthropoda, Arachnida, Mesostigmata, Phytoseiidae.